This is a messenger RNA of Panicum hallii, 1236 nucleotides long. Its product is annotated as probable ribose-5-phosphate isomerase 2. The coding region runs from base 123 to 974 and encodes 283 amino acids. NCBI's taxonomy places the organism in Eukaryota, Viridiplantae, Streptophyta, Magnoliopsida, Poales, Poaceae. The record is from RefSeq and is a predicted model, not a curated record. Gene Ontology annotation, biological process: pentose-phosphate shunt, non-oxidative branch. The transcript has a single exon. Gene Ontology annotation, molecular function: ribose-5-phosphate isomerase activity.
CCUUUCCGACCUUAAUAAAUAUCCCAUCCUCCCCCUCCUCAAAAACCCUCCGCCGCGCCGCCGCCUCCCGUUCCCAAUCUACCCGCCGCGCCACCGAAACCCCUCCAUCCACCACCGUCGCCAUGGGCAGCGCCGCCACCUCGCCGCCACCGUCCAUGAAGCUGGCGCAGGAGGACUUGAAGCGCGUGGCGGCGCACAUGGGCGGCGCCGCCGCCUCGCCGCCGCCGUCCGUGAAGCUGACGCAGGAGGACUUGAAGCGCGUGGCGGCGCACCGCGCGGUGGAGUUCGUGGAGCCCGGCAUGGCGCUGGGGCUCGGCACGGGUUCCACGGCGGCGCACGCGCUGGACCGCCUGGGCGACCUCCUCCGCGCGGGCGCGCUCCCGGGCGUGGCGGGCGUGCCCACCUCCCUCAAGACGGAGCUCCACGCGACCCGCGUCGGGAUCCCGCUCCUUCCGCUCGGGGGCGACGGCGGGCCCUCCAGGAUCCACCUCUCCAUCGACGGCGCCGACGAGGUGGACCCGGACCUCAACCUAGUCAAGGGCCGCGGCGGCUCGUUGCUCCGGGAGAAGAUGAUCGAGGGGGCUGGUGAGAAAUUCGUUGUCAUCGUCGACGAGUCCAAGCUGGUGCCCCGCCUCGGGUGUACGGGCGCGGUGCCCGUCGAGGUCAUCCCCUUCGGCGCGCCCCACACGCUGGGCCUCAUCCGCAAGGUGUUCGAUGGAUUGCCUGGCUUCCACGCCAGGCUCAGGAUGGUCAGGAAAGAUGCCGAAGAGGACACACCGUUCGUGACUGACAACGGCAACUACAUCGUGGAGAUGUUCUUUGAGGAUGGCAUCCGUGGCGACCUCCACAACAUCAGCGACCAACUCCUCCGGAUCACUGGCGUUGUUGAGCAUGGCAUGUUCCUCAGCAUGGCCACCACUGUCAUCGUCGCCAACAAGGAUGGCACCAUCACUGUGAUGGACAAAAAGAAUUAAGCUGGUGAUGCGACAUGAUGCUAAUAAGCUGCCAAGAUCUCAUCAUUCUAGUUCUAACGAAGGAAAAGAACAAGAAAAGCAGAGCAUAGCAGCUCUCAGCGUGCUCUCAAGUUUUGUUGCUCUCCUGUUGUCAUACUAGUACUGUUGUUACCUUGUUUGCGCCAAUUUCACGGGUAAUGACAUGAUAGAAUUACCCGGAUGAAUGUGAGGAAACCAAUAAGUUUCUGAUGUCUCUGAGAAAUAAUCUAGUCAAAUUUCUUCA